This is a messenger RNA of Fopius arisanus, 1702 nucleotides long. Its product is annotated as probable splicing factor, arginine/serine-rich 6. NCBI's taxonomy places the organism in Eukaryota, Metazoa, Arthropoda, Insecta, Hymenoptera, Braconidae. Gene Ontology annotation, cellular component: nuclear speck. Gene Ontology annotation, molecular function: RNA binding. The transcript is spliced from 9 exons. The coding region runs from base 152 to 1036 and encodes 294 amino acids. Gene Ontology annotation, biological process: mRNA splicing, via spliceosome. The record is from RefSeq and is a predicted model, not a curated record.
AAUGUCGCUCCCAUAAUUCUACCAGCGAUCAAAAGUACAUAGUGUGGAGUAGCUGCCAUUUUACAUUCUGCUGCCACAGUGAACGUUUUUUUUUUUCUAAUUUCUCGAUAAAAGUUGGCAAUUACUCUCCAUAAAAUAAUAAAAUUGAAAAAUGUCGCGUUACCGCGAGUGGGACCUCUCGUGCAAGGUGUACGUGGGCGAUUUAGGAAGCAGUGCCAGUAAACAUGAGAUUGAGAAUGUCUUCAGUAAAUAUGGGCCUCUGAGGAAUGUCUGGGUGGCAAGAAAUCCCCCAGGUUUUGCAUUUGUUGAGUUCGAAGAUCCCAGAGACGCCGAGGAUGCUGUCAGAGGCCUUCAUGGAACACGUUGCUGUGGAACACGUGUACGAGUUGAGAUGUCCUCUGGUCGCAGUCGUCGAGGUGGUGGACGUCGAGCAGGUCCUAGAUCUCGGUCACGCAGUCCUCGAAGGAAAUCCAUUGGUCGAUAUCCAAGGUCCUUGUCAAAGAGUCCCAAGAGAUCUCCAGUGAAUCGCUAUUCCAGGUCACGUUCUCGUAGCCCUCGCAGAAGGUCUCUAACCCGCAGUCGGAGCCGAGAUCGUCGCUCUCGUUCUGACUCACGAGACAGACGGCUCCAAAUCACGAUGUCACGCUAUCGGGAGUGGGAUUUGUCUUGUAAAGUUUACGUCGGUAAUCUUGGAAGUAGUGCGAGUAAACACGAGAUUGAGAAUGCAUUCAGUCAGUAUGGACCACUGAGGAAUGUUUGGGUUGCGAGAAAUCCACCAGGUUUUGCAUUUGUUGAGUUUGAAGAUCCCAGGGAUGCCGAGGACGCUGUUAGAGGACUCCAUGGAAAACGUUGCUGUGGGACACGAGUGAGGGUUGAAAUGUCCUCGGGUCGUAGUCGUCGAGGUGGUGGUGGACGUCGUGCAGGUCCCAGAUACUCAAGGUCUCGGUCACGCAGUCCACGCAGAAGAUCUCUGACUCGCAGCCGCAGCCGAGACCGCCGCUCUCGUUCUGAUUCACGUGAUAGACGGUACAGAUAAUUCCCAAAAAUCCACCAAAAAAGAAAAAGAAUUCCCACGAAUUUCCUUAGCCGAACUAACAAUCAAUUGAACGAUUCCAUUAACUAUGUAUUUCUUAAAAAUUAAUUACAGUUAGGUGACAACAAAGAAGAUGAUCUCGAUGAAUUCUAGGAGGCGUUAACAUCAGAUUAAUAUUGUUUUAUUUGUAUAUAAACUGCUGUCACUAUGUUCACUAAAAAUACAAAUAGAUCAUGAACAAGAUUUAUUGAAAAGCGAGAAGAGAUAACGAAAAUAUCCGCUUCAGACCAGCUUGUCUUGGCAUUAACACGCGAUUAAUUUGUAAAUGAGUCGUUCGACUUGUGUGAGUUUAAUCGUGCAUCACUGGACUUGUGCUAAUAGCUAAUUUGCAUUAUUGAAGACAAACGAAUUCAAUGGCAAAUGUACGAAUAAUUUUUCAUGAGCUUAAUUACUAUUGAUGAGAUAAAUGUAAUAUUUGUACGAGUGAGAGUUUCAUUGGUCAUUUGAUUUAACGAUGCUCAACCAAUUGAUGAUUUAUUUUGGUUAGAUCUGGAGAUAAAUUUAGGUGGAAUAACGUCGAGUUACACGAAACUCUGACGUUUUACGUUCUAUUCAUUAUUUUAUACUUUUUAUCGAUUUAAGAUUGGAAAUAAAUCUGUAAUGCAUAUA